This is a messenger RNA of Leucoraja erinaceus (little skate), 3025 nucleotides long. RefSeq names its product protein TBATA-like. The record is from RefSeq and is a predicted model, not a curated record. Bases 540 to 1658 code for a protein of 372 amino acids. The transcript has 11 exons. Lineage: Eukaryota; Metazoa; Chordata; Chondrichthyes; Rajiformes; Rajidae.
AACUCUACCGCUGCGCCACCGUGCCGCCCUUAUUUGUUAUCAAUAAUUAUGAAAGGCACACACUGCAAAUGCAUUUUUCUUCCCUUUCAGAAGAUUUGCACCUUACUCGAAGCAGAGAAUUAGUUUUUAAAAUUUUAAAUAGCGUGCUGUAUGUUCCAACGGGAAACAACUCAAAAAUAGGAGAAAAUAGUAAUUAUACAGGCAACGACAUCUGACUGUGUGUUUAAUCUUUGCGUCCUAUAACUUGAUCGCACAUGGUGUUUUCAGAUUAGGGUAGCCUAGCAACUCCAGCUAGAUUCAGUCACAAGACAAACAAACCAACAAACUGGACUGAACACCAAUGUGCACAAAGUGGCACAAAGUUUUAAGAGAAUCCAGGAAAAUGUUGGGAUAGUAGUUGUAACCGCGUGAACAUAACUCAUCAUCAACAUUCUGGAAGUCCAAGCUGAUAACUGCGCAGCGAAGCCAACAAGAACUUAAUGAACGGACAGAGAAAUAAAGAGAAGUAUAACGGAAAGAAAGUGUGAAGAAUUCUCAUAAUGACAGCUGCAAUGAGUGAAGUUCCACCAUUCAAAUCUGAGCAAGACAAUGGGAAGACAUCAGUGAAGGAAACCAUGGAGAAAUUAGGUCAACCAGUCCUCGAUCCAUUCAAAAGCAAGCAAGAGCCUACGGUGACAAGGAAAUCAGGCUCGAUGCCUCUUAAUUCACUGCUACGCUUCAGUCUCGGUGCUGAGAGGCCACAAUCAAACAACAGCAUGCGCUUUGGAAUGCUGAGCCACCACUCCUUUUUCUCAAGGCAUAAUCCUCACCCUCAUCGUGUAACACAUAUCAAUGGACUCAAUGGGAUGCCUGUUUGCACAGUAAAUGAUGACUGGCAUGGCAACACUCCUCUUUCUCCACAUCCAUUGAUAAAGAGCCAAUUUCCAACUACAAUCAUGGGAAGACUUGGACUGCCCAUCAGUAUUUUCCAAUGUAAUGCCUUUGGUGAUGGAAAUAUCCCAAAGCCCGCCCUAGCACCAUUGUCGGAAGCGUGGCGAGAUGAACUGAGAGAAUUUACCUCUAAAGCCUGUUUCCUUGCACCUGAACAGCCUGAACAAAAGAAGACGGAGGAAAGACGAGGGACUCAAUAUUCUGCCCUGACUGGCCGCAUCAUGCCAAGUUGCACUCCUGCUACAAGUCACCGAUCCUCCAGAAGCGGUGCCCUGGACAGAAAUAAACCCAAUGGGCCCUUCCAGGACAAGGAGUUACUGGUUCUGGAAUUGCUUUGCCAACUUCUACAAACUGACUCGUUCUGUGCCAUCCAGCAGUGGCUGCUUUGUGCAGGGCAAAAAGAGAAAGAGUUUGUACUGGGAAUGGUUCAGUCGGUUCUUGGAAGUAGUUACCCUGAUUAUCAGCAAAAUGCUGAAAUUACAGAAGAACAACUGAUACCACAAACAGAUAACAUUUCUACAGCCUCCAUCUCAAGAAGGUCAACUUCGACUAGGAAAAGACAUAAGAGGUAUUAUCUCAAAAAGAAGUCUGAAAAUAUUGAAGAAGACCAACCAGAUCACAUAGGAAGUGCAGAAGUUCUUCUGAUUCAUAGAAGCAAGAGUCCUGAGAGACCAAGCAAUGGAAGGCUGGAAGUCUCAGAACAAUCCAAGAAUCCUGAAUCAAAAUGAAGCUAUUCAAGAAAAGUGACAAAUUGAUUUAUAUUAAUGAUUGAAGUCUGAAUAGAAACAUCUUGAAAAUGUAACGUGAUAAAACGAUGUUUUGAUUAUAUUACUAAUAUUUGUAAGGAUGCAGUUGUCAGUUUUCAGAUAAAUUUAGCAGAUCCUCGUACAUAAGCGGUAGAGUUGCUGCCUUAUGGCGCCAGAGACCCGGGUUCGAUCCUGAUCGCGGAUGCUGUCUGUAAUGAGUUUGUACAUUCUCCCCGUGACCUGCGUGGGUUUCCUCCGGGUGCUCCGGUUUCCUCCCACACUCCAAUGACGUAUUGUAGGUUAAUUGGCUUGAUAUAAUUGUAAAUUGUUCCUGGUGUGUGUAGGAUAGUGUUAGUGUGCAGGGAUCAUUGGUUGACUUUAACUUGGUAGGACAAAGGGCCUGUUUCCACGGUGUAUCUCUAAACUAAAAUAAAAUACAUUCAGGUUAUAAAUAUUACAGCAGAAAUAAGCAAAUAUUUCCAAUGUCUCAAUGAUUAAUAUUGUAAAUCAAUCUGCAUUUAUUGCAAAGUACACAUUUGCUUAUUGGGCGUUCUAUUUUAGAUUAAUGUCAUAGAUUGUAUUUGAUUUGUACAGGUGCCCAGAAAAUUGACGUCCGUCAGUUUCAUUGAGUUUAUAGUAAUCAUCAUUAUCCCCAAAAUAAUAGAUUUAUUCAUUCCUAAUCUGAAUAAAUUCUGUGUAAUACAAGAGACAUGAAGAAUUAUUUUUUUAUUAAACAAUUUGACAUUAGGAAAUUAACAUUAAUGUUCACAAAUUGGAUACCACUUUUCCCGACAAUGAAAGUGCAAGUAGUUCAUUGGAGAAAUUUAGGAUAUAUAGUAAUGUUCACAGAAAAACAACUAUAAAUGUAUGUUCUUUCUUUACACUGUAUUAAAAUUCAAAUCUUCUAUUCCUAAUAGCUGGUAAAUGAAAAUGACAACAUUUUGAUAAAUGUCACGUUUGUAAUUCUGUGAUCAAUAUGUACCUAGAUGUUAACAAAUAUGUGUAAUACACUGUAUGAUUGCAUUGUGUACUUUAAAAAAAUAAUUCUUUUGAAUUUAUGACUUCUGAAAUGUUUCUGAAAUAUUCUAUGGGAUUGCAGGCAUCAUGUUGGAGGUUGAAUUUGGUGUGAGCACAUGAAAUGAGAACAUUCAUUCCAAUUCCUAAUAAGAUCAAGAGCAGAGCGAGAAAUAUUUCAUUUAUCUGAUAGCGUGAAAAGUUAAGCUUAUGAAAGGUUGACAAAAUUGUCACAAAGUUGGGAGAUUUCCGUUAUCUCACUACUCCUUUUUUCUUUACACCACAUGCCUUCUCUCUCUCUCUCUCUCUCUCUCUCUCUCUCUCUCUCUCUCUCU